ACCGACCAUGCCACUGAUCUCGUAUGAAGGUGUGGAUGUGGACGUGCCCACUGUGGACGGGCUGCGCUUCUUCUUUGAAAGCGGUAAGCUCAUCGUGGAGUGCACCAACUUUACAGGCAAGUUUGCGUUGACGAAGCCUGCUGUCGCGCCGCCACAGCAGCACACGCCGUCGUCGGUCGACUUGUUCUUGACGCCAGUGGCUCCCAAGUUUGCCGAAGGCAAGAAACGCACGGCGUCCGUGGCCGUGGACAAUGUGACGCCUGUGACGGUGUACGAAGACGUCAAACGCCAGAAGGUGGACCAAGUCAUCAGUCCCGACGACAAGCAGCUGCAACAACCCAACUUAACCAAAACUAUUCAGUUUCUCGAAAGCGAAAAGGAGAACAUCUACGGCUCCGAAGACGAACUGGAGCUGCUCUUGACGCAGCGGGAAGCUAGUGUCAACAAGCCCACCCAGCCGCCUGUUGUCGCAGAAACAAAGCGCGCGCCCCUCAAGCAAUUGGAUCCACCCGUUGACAUUACGACUACCAAGAAGCCAACCAAAGUAGGAACCGCCAAGACAGCCGCGAAAAAGGAGCCGAAAGCGAAAAAGACGACAGCCAAGGCUGCACCUCCUCCUACCACCAAGCUCAACUUCUUCGCUCCCAAGGCGUGCGACUCCAUCAUCUCAUCCUCCACUCAAGACGACGUUCCGUCCACCCCAGACAGCGUGAUCGACGUGUCGCCCAACUCGCCAUCGGUGGCCACAGCGCCCUACUCCCCUCUUCGUGCAGGCACGUGGAAGGUCCUGGAACCGAAGGGAGUGGCCCCCAGCCAGCGAUGGGGCUGCACCGCUACGAUGGUGUCCAACCAGCGCGUGGUGGUGUACGGAGGUGAAGGGGACGACGAGUCGACUCUGUCCGACCUGUUUGUGUACGACGUCGUAAAGGCCGAGUGGUCGUGCCCGCUCAACUGCGAGAGCAUUCCCCGGUCGUUUCAUGCGUCCGUGUAUGUUCCUGGGAAGAACCUCAUGCUCGUGUUUGGCGGCGAGCGUGUGAUGGACGGCAGCCACGAAUCCCUCUCGGAUCUCAUGGUUCUUGAUACAGAGUGCUUUCUGUGGUACCCCCCCGCGGUGAGCGGCACGCCCCCCCUGGCUCGAAGCGGCCACUCGUGCACUGUGUUAGGGUCGGACGUGGUUGUGUUUGGCGGGAGCCGCGGCCGCAACCGUCCGAGCACCGUGCACCUCCUCGACACGAACACGUGGAACUGGACCAAUGUCAAAGUGAACGGCAAAGCGCCGACGUCGCGUACAUACCACAGCGCCGUGGCCGUGGGACCCAACCGCGUCGUCAUAUUCGGCGGCAACGACGCCAAGAAGAGCUACGAUUCCGUGCAUGUCCUUGACCGAACCCUCCAAGAUGAUGGAUCGUCGUCGUGGAGCUGGUUCAAUCCUUGUGUGGUGGGCACUGGCCCGACCGCGCGCACCGGCCAAGUCACGAUUACGAUGGACCACCGCACGAUUGUCGUGUAUGGCGGAUGGGACCCUCAGCAUGCCGACAAAGUGCAGUUGUUUGGCGAUGUCUUUGCGUUGGACACUGGUAUGUACCCCUAAACUCAAAACAACUUCAGCCAUCUCAUCCCAAUGUUAGAAUCGUGGGAAUGGCGUCGGGUCGAGGUCGACUCAAACGGCAUGGAGCGCGUUGGGCACGUGGGGGUUCUCACAGCAGACAAGUCGCUGCUGUUCUUUGGGGGUCAAGAUGCCACCGAAACACGACGGAACGACGUCACGCAACUGUCCUUGUUGCCGCCCCACAACGCAUAACAAGGACGAAAUUAAUCAAACUUUUAUGUUAACGGCGA
Messenger RNA from Aphanomyces astaci, 1839 nucleotides. RefSeq lists its product as hypothetical. Bases 8 to 1591 code for a protein of 527 amino acids. The transcript has 7 exons. Gene Ontology annotation, molecular function: protein binding. Lineage: Eukaryota; Oomycota; Saprolegniomycetes; Saprolegniales; Verrucalvaceae. The record is from RefSeq and is a predicted model, not a curated record.